Ostrinia nubilalis (European corn borer) is the source of this 8195-nucleotide messenger RNA. RefSeq lists its product as uncharacterized. The transcript is spliced from 38 exons. The coding region runs from base 14 to 7840 and encodes 2608 amino acids. Gene Ontology annotation, molecular function: protein heterodimerization activity. The record is from RefSeq and is a predicted model, not a curated record. NCBI's taxonomy places the organism in Eukaryota, Metazoa, Arthropoda, Insecta, Lepidoptera, Crambidae.
CGACCGCGCCGACAUGCUGUGCCCCGCGCGUUGCUCGUGCUUCCUCUGCCGCGAGCUGCAGUCCUGCCGCGCCGCCGACGCCAGAAAACCCCCCAACAAAAUGUCCGACAACUUCAUCCUCAAAAAAGCCGAGGCCUGGGAGCCCAUGAAAUUCAUACGCGGCGCCGCUCGCCUCUCAGUCCGGCACUGGCAGGGCCGCGAGCCCCUGACCACGUCCAAAAACCGGAUCGCCACGCAUAAGUCCACCAGCUGUGAGCAACUCUACCCUCACCCCUCGGAGGAUGAAGCGGGUCCUUUCGGAAUGAGACGGGCUCCCAGCACGGAUCGCGUCAAACCCCAAUCGGAAAACAAACCCCUUUUCAAAAUCCUCGGGAAUUCUCGUUUAAAGAAAAUAAACAACAGUGACGCUUCGGAGUCUAAAGUUCGGCGCAGUGUCCUGAACUUCAGGAAAAGUGAACCACCCAAUUCUAAAAACGUUCAUGAAAAGUAUAUCCCUCUGCCUCAGGCCUCUCCUGUUGAACAUAUUUACAGUGAACCCAAAGCAUGGAAUUCUCAAGGUGACGACUGCUGUCGACCUCCAGUGUACAAAAGCGUUGAGAAAAAGAAAGAUGAUAAUAAAGGAUCUGUAUCAGAUAAAAAAAUCUACAGUAAUCGUCCUCCGUGCUAUGAGGAAUUAGCCCAAAGACUUUCACAAGAAAAGAACAAAAAGGCUAAUCUGCCUCUUACCGAGGGAGGCUUAGCAAAUAAAAUUACCCAAAACAAUAACAAAGUAGUGAUUUACUUUGGUGAUUCCAUCAUACGGAAACACAGUGAACAAAAGAAAGAAGCAGCCAAGCAUACUGAGGAAGCGCCACAUAAGGAGGAAGUUAUUUACGCCAAUCGACUACUGGAUGAAACUGGGAAUUUAGGUCUCGGUCGAGAAGUUGACAAGGGUGGGGGAACGCAAAUGGUGUCUGAAGUGCAGGUUCCUGAAGCGAUUUACGCUGAAGUGAAAUCUGUCGAUAGCAAAGAGGCGUCCGAAUUGGUGACGAUCAAUGACGCUACGUACAAGAAGGACGUCUUCGAGACGAUGAGUUCUGAUGGUUUCCUGAUUGUGGAGUUCGAGGGAAACUACGAGCGAGCUCGUCAGCUGGUGGAGCUGAUCCACGGGUCAGCGACGGACCACCACGAGGCCACGGUCCUCGACGACGACGAACAAUUCGACUGGAGCUUCAUCCAAGGCUGGAGAAAACGGCCAUCAAGCGGCUGCCGGCCAUCGGACGACGGCGCGUGGUGCGGCGGCGCCGGCGCGCGCGCGUUACGGGUGCGCGUGAGCAGCGCCGCCGCAGCGCCAGCGCCCGCCCACGCGCGCCGCCUGUCGCCGCCGCCGCCCGCCCACCGCGCCACCACCCCGCCUAGACCCGCCGAGCCCGCUGCUAAACCGCAUCUAGAAGAGACACCUCCCAGCGCAGAAGCGGGCGAAGCGCGUGUCAAGGCACUAGGCGCGGUGUCGCCGCUCACGGCUGCCAGCGCGCCCGUGCGGGCCGCUCCGCCGCAGAGCAGCUGUGCCUUACGACCCAACCACCACCACCGGCCCGCCGACAGCGCCGCGCCCGUGCAGGCUCUAGGCGCGGUGUCGCCGCAGAGCAGCUGUUCCCUCCGUCCCAACCACCACCACCGGCCCGCCGACAGCGUCGCGCCCGUGCAAGAGACACCUCCUAGCGCAGAAGCAGGCGAGGCGCGCGUCAAGGCCCUAGGCGUGGUGUCGCCGCUGAAGAGCAGCUUUGCCCUCCGCUCCAACCACCACUACCGGCCCGCCGACAGCGCCGCGCCCGUGCAGACACAUAGUGUAGAAGCAGGCGAGGCGUACGUCAGGGCUCUGGGCGCGGUGUCGCCGCUGAAGAGCAGCUGCGCGCUGCGGCCCAACCACCACCACCGGCCCGCCGACAGCGCCGCGCCCGUGCAGAAUGGUGUCCGGGAGUGCAACAGCAGUUCGGACGAGAAUCGGUCGUCCGGGCACGCGUCGAUGUCGGACAGCGGCGGCGGCGGCGAGGCGGGCCGCGACGAGCCGCGCCGGACGAGGCAGCCGCCGCACGGGAGGACCAAGCACCGACCUCAUAAUAAGCUACAAUCGCCGUGGCCCGGUGGUGGGGGCCUGGAAGACAUCAGGUCGGCCAUCAAGCAGCUGACGCUACGCUCAAGAGAUAGUAGCAGUACCGCCACCAGUGGUGCAUCUAGUGCUGGAGGCGGCAGCAAUAAUGGAGCUACAGAGACGGGCAGCGCGGCGGAGGCGCGGCGGCGGCGCGCGCCGCUGGUGCGGCAGGCGUCGCUGGACACGGUGUGCACCAACGUCACCAGCGCCGACGAGUUCGUCUGGGUCGACUCGCACAACAGACUAGUGGAACUCCGCUGCGUGCCGUGGACAGCGAGCGAGAUCACGCGCGCAUUAGCAGCCGGCCGCUGCAAGGAUCUGGCGCCGCGUUUGGCGCCCGACGCGCCGCCGCGCCUCGCCUAUCUGCUGCAGAGGGCGCUGGUGCGCGUAUCUCGCGAGGCACAGCGGCUGGCACAGAACUUCGGUUUCUGCUCCAAGCACGAGGUGGCGGGCGCGCUGCGCAUCGUGCUUAGUGCUCCGUUGGCAGACGCCUGCAUCAAGGGCUGCCAGCGAGCGGCAACCAUGUAUGCAACCUCAGGCAGCGCUGCUCGGAGACUGGGCUCAGCAGCGCGCGCGCGCACCAGCCUUGCGCCCGGCCGCUUUCAGCGCUGGAUGCUAGAUGUACGCGUCGCUUCUGUGGUGCACGAGUACGCAGCCAUCUACCUCUGCGCGGGCAUGGAAACCUUACUCGAAGAGAUCGCGCUUGUAGCGGGUGGCACCCGCGGCACCGUGACGCCGGCGGCGGUGGACGCGGCCGUGGCCAACUGCGCCGACCUGUGGGGGCUGCUGCAGCCUUACAGCCACCUCAACGCGGGCCGAGUGGCGUCAGGUGCGCUAUCGCUGUCCCGCUGGGAGUCGAUGAGCUCGCUGGGCUCGUCGGGCUCGCGCGAGCGCCCGCUCGGGCUCAGCCACGACUCCGGCAUCACCACCAACGGCUCGGGUGGGUCGGGCACAUCAGGCGCGUCGGGCACAUCUGGCGGCAGCUCGGGCGCGUCGGUGCUGUUGACUACGUGUGCAGCCUCCGCCGCCGAGUUACGCGCCGUGCUGCGCCGCGCUACACCUAGACAUCCACCGCUCGCACCGGCUGCCGAGCGAGCGCUGUACUACUUCAUGAGAUGCGAGCAGCAGAAAAUAUACAGUGGUCGCAUCACGUCACUUGCGCCCGCUGCCGAGCGAGCGCUGUACUACUUCAUGCGCUGCGAGCAGGUAAAACGGGAUCCACGCGUACGAAGUCGCGGGCGGCCGCUAGUGUCCCAUAUGGCAGGCGGCUCGGGCGCGUCGGUGUUGUUGACCACGUGCGCAGCAUCCGCCGCCGAGUUGCGCGCCGUGCUGCGCCGCGCUACGCCUAGACAUCCACCGCUCGCGCCCGCUGCCGAGCGAGCGCUGUACUACUUCAUGAGAUGCGAGCAGCAGAAAAUAUACAGUGGUCGCAUCACGUCACUUGCGCCCGCUGCCGAGCGAGCGCUGUACUACUUCAUGCGCUGCGAGCAGGUAAAACGGGAUCCACGCGUACGAAGUCGCGGGCGGCCGCUAGUGUCCCAUAUGGCAGGCGGCUCGGGCGCGUCGGUGUUGUUGACCACGUGCGCCGCAUCCGCCGCCGAGUUGCGCGCCGUGCUGCGCCGCGCUACGCCUAGACAUCCACCGCUCGCGCCCGCUGCCGAGCGAGCGCUGUACUACUUCAUGAGAUGCGAGCAGCAGAAAAUAUACAGUGGUCGCAUCACGUCACUUGCGCCCGCUGCCGAGCGAGCGCUGUACUACUUCAUGCGCUGCGAGCAGGUAAAACGGGAUCCACGCGUACGAAGUCGCGGGCGGCCGCUAGUGUCCCAUAUGGCAGGCGGCUCGGGCGCGUCGGUGUUGUUGACCACGUGCGCCGCAUCCGCCGCCGAGUUGCGCGCCGUGCUGCGCCGCGCUACGCCUAGACAUCCACCGCUCGCGCCCGCUGCCGAGCGAGCGCUGUACUACUUCAUGAGAUGCGAGCAGGUAAAACGGGAUCCACGCGUACGAAGUCGCGGGCGGCCGCUAGUGUCCCAUAUGGCAGGCGGCUCGGGCGCGUCGGUGUUGUUGACCACGUGCGCCGCCUCCGCCGCCGAGUUGCGCGCCGUGCUGCGCCGCGCCACGCCUAGACAUCCACCGCUCGCGCCCGCUGCCGAGCGAGCGUUGUAUUACUUCAUGAGAUGCGAGCAGCUGGAACACAACAGCGGUGCGUCAGGCGGCAGCUGCGGCGCAUCUGGCCUGUGGGGCGAGCGCGGCGCCGGCGCUCUUCCGCCGUUGGCCGAGUGGGUGCGCGUCAUACGCGCGCACGCUGCCUUGAGACCACCGCCCGCUGUGCCCGAUGCUGACGAUGUACUACAGGCUGCGAGACUACUGCUGCCUCAUGCCGACUGCCCGCCCAGACCUAUCACUAUCGAAGAAGCAAUAGAGCCCUCCUGGUCCCGUUGCGCACGUACCUCCGACGAGCUCAGCCGCGCGGCGCUAGGGCUUGCCCAACGGGCCCUUCUGUCCGGUCGGCCCGAACUAGUGGGCGGCGUGCGGGCCCUGCUGCCUCCAGCAGGCUUGGACGCCAUGGACGCAUCUGGAUUGACGGUGCUGAUGAAAGCCGCAUUAGCUGGAGACGACCAGAUCGUGGCGGUGAGUGCUGCUGGAGCGGGCGCGGACCCGAGCGGGGAGUGCGGCGGGUCGUGCGGCGCGCACGUGGCGGCGGCGCUGUCCCCGCGCGCGCCGCCCUACGCGCCGCCCUACGUGCCGCCCACCGCCGGUGCUGCUGGAGCGGGCGCGGACCCGAGCGGGGAGUGCGGCGGGUCGUGCGGCGCGCACGUGGCGGCGGCGCUGUCCCCGCGCGCGCCGCCCUACGCGCCGCCCUACGUGCCGCCCACCGCCGGUCAGUGCUCACUUGUACAGGUGCUGCUGGAGCGGGCGCGGACCCGAGCGGGGAGUGCGGCGGGUCGUGCGGCGCGCACGUGGCGGCGGCGCUGUCCCCGCGCGCGCCGCCCUACGCGCCGCCCUACGUGCCGCCCACCGCCGGUCAGUGCUCACUUGUACAGGUGCUGCUGGAGCGGGCGCGGACCCGAGCGGGGAGUGCGGCGGGUCGUGCGGCGCGCACGUGGCGGCGGCGCUGUCCCCGCGCGCGCCGCCCUACGCGCCGCCCUACGUGCCGCCCACCGCCGGUCAGUGCUCACUUGUACAGGUGCUGCUGGAGCGGGCGCGGACCCGAGCGGGGAGUGCGGCGGGUCGUGCGGCGCGCACGUGGCGGCGGCGCUGUCCCCGCGCGCGCCGCCCUACGCGCCGCCCUACGUGCCGCCCACCGCCGUGCUCGGCGUGGUGAUCGAUUCGGGUCUUUUGUUCACGCAGCAUGCACAGGACAUUGUGGAGCGCGCAGCCAAAUGCUUCGGGAAGGUUUCGCGUGUGUCUGCGUCCUCCUGGGGCAUUCGAAACCCCGGUCUGCGCAUUCUCUACCAGGGAACGUUCGUUGCCACGCUUGUGUAUGCUGCGGCGUGUUGGUUCGAGCGGGUCAAAGUCCAGUCGGUAGGCGGGAUUGUCCUGAGGGGGCAGAGGCCGGCACUCGUGCUGCUGACGAAGGCCUACCGGUCUGUCAGCACGGCCGCGCUCUCGGUCUUGGCCGGAGUGUUGCCCGCCGACCUCGAGGUGGAGUAUGCUGGACGGACGGCUGUACUGAGGACGCGCCAGCUCGCGACCCUGGACGAGAUGAGCAGUCGAAAACGCGAUAUACGGGAUUCGGUGAUCGUAUUUUGGCAGCAGCGUUGGGAGCAGGAGACCAAAGGUCGUGAGCUCUAUCAGUUCUUCCCGGAGGUGGCCGGUAGGCUCAGCAUGCGCUGGGUCCAACCGGACUAUGUGACCUCGCAGAUACUCACUGGAGGACACGGGUGCUUCAAUAAAAGGCUGAGCGACAUGAAGCUGCGAGAGGGGAGUAUGUGUGAGUGCGGCGAGAGUGAGGAGGACAGGCACCACGUUCUGUGGUACUGUCCUCUGUAUGAAGACCUGCGGUGGGAGAUGCUGAGUGGGAUAGCGCUCUCGGAGGGCUACGGUCCUGCGUGGUACCCUGAUCUUGUCAGCUCGGAGGCGAACUUCGCGCGGCUGCGAGGAUUCGCGCACGCGUGGCACAGAAGGCGGAACAGCCAGACGCCUAGCGGCCAGGCGCCGGAUGGUGCCAACGUUUUAGUAGAGUGGGAGAAGGGGGAGAGUGGUUGGACAGCGCUAGUAUUCGCGUGCGCGGGCGCCGGCGCGGGCGGCGGGGCGGGCGGCGGCGGCGCCUUAGAGUGCGCGCGGAGGCUUCUCGGCGCCGGCGCUCGGGUGGACGGCGCGCCGGCGAGGGGAGAUGACGUGUGCACGCUCACGCCGCUGCAGUGUGCGCGGAGACUCCUCGGCGCCGGCGCACGCGUAGACGGCGCGCCGGCGAGGGGAGACGACGUGUGCACGCUCACGCCGCUGCAGGUCGCAUGUGGCGUCGGCAAUUUGGAGUUGGUCCAGUUGCUACUGUCUCACGGCGCCGAUCCGUUCCUGUCCACACAACUCAACGACGCCUUGUGCUACUCGGCGGCCGCGCAGUACGGGUGCUAUAGCGCGGUAGCAGUAUGCUGUACGCACGGACGACGCGCGUGCCUCCGCGCAGCCGUGCGGGGCGGCGCGCGGGGCGCGGGCGCGGGCGCCGUGCUGUCGCUGGAGGAGGUGCUGGCGGAGGGCGCGGCGGGCGCGGGAGCGGGCGCGGAGCCGGCGCGCGCGCCCUUCAGCAAACAGCAGCAGCGCGCGCUGCAGGACGCCAUGUACUGUGCCGCGGAGACCGACCACUUGGAUAUAACACUGGAAUUGCGCGCGCUAGGAGUACCUUGGUCGUUGCACGCGUGGACGCUGUCGCUCGCGGCUGCCGCCGACGCCUCACUAGACCACGUCAUAGACCAGCUUUUACAAGAUUUCUUACAGGUGUGCCCGUCAGAUGACAGUCAUUACAGCAAACAGUUCAUUUACGAGUGUCUUCCUCUGCUGUUCAAUAUUUUAAGAUACAGCAAGAAGGAGGGCACGGUUCUGCUGCUGGCAGACAUACUGUGCGCGUGCUACGGCUGGGAGCCCGUGCCCGGCGUGGCCGAGCCGCCGCCCGCCGCGCCCGCGCCCUCGCGCGUAGACCCCUCCUACGUCAACAACCCCUCGCUGGCUGACGUCACCUUCAGGGUGGAAGGUCGUCUGUUCUACGGGCACAAGAUAGUUCUAGUGUCGGAGUCGCCGCGCCUGCGAGCCAUGCUGGCGCCCGCGCGGGCAGGCGAGGCCGGCGCGCCUCCGCUGGUGCAAAUCAAUGACAUAAGAUACCAUAUCUUUGAGCUAGUGAUGAAGUACCUGUACUCGGGCGGGUGCGGCGGGCUGGACAUCCCCGACGGCGCCGUGUUGGAGGUCCUGGCGGCCGCCGCCUUCUUCCAGCUGCUGCCGCUGCAGAGGCACUGCGAGGCGCGCGCCGCCCGCUCCGUCGCGCUACACAACCUCGUCUCCGUCUACAUACACGCCAAGGUCUACGGUGCCACUCAGCUCCUCGAGUAUUGCCAAGGAUUCCUCCUCCAAAACAUGGUGGCGCUGCUGACAUACGACGACUCCGUCAAGCGCCUGCUGUUCGGCAAGCGCCUGCCCGGACACAACGUGCUGGGAGCGCUGCUCACGACGCUCCAGAAGCGGAUCGAAACCAGAAAGUCCCAAGCCAAGUCUAGGUAGCAACGGUCGUCCACUCCAACAUCAUUUUGUUUGUUAUAAUAUUAUAUUUAAUUCGUGUUAGGUACAAAAACAUUGAUAGUAAUCGAGAAAAUUCUAAACUAUAUUAUGUUAAUAAACGUUGGACUGAUUGGAAAAUGAUACCUUUAUUUUUAUGUAGAUACAUGAUAGACUACAGAUAAAGUACAAUAUUAUUUAGACUAUUGUAUUAAAUGUAAUAAUAUUUCAUUUUGAUUACAUUUCUCUAUACUAUUUAGUGAAUGGCAAAGUAUUAUGACAUUGUAACAAAAAUGUAAUUAUUGUUGAAAUAAAGCUUUAUGUUGUCAAAAAAGUUGUUUGACGUAAUUUUAAUGUUGAA